CGAAGCGCAACACGAGAUCUCCGAAGCGUCUUGAGAGAUUAAGGCGGCCCAGCAGCAAUUGCGUGGGGCCUCAACGAACAGCGCCUGCGAGGCGACCCUGAAGGCGAUGCUCAAGGCGGCGCGGAAGAAGCGCAGCAUCGCGAGGUGGAGAGCACUGGAAAAGUUCUUCGAGGGCUAUGUACGGCAGCUCGAGAAGAAGAGCCGCGAGGGGGAUCAGGCGGGUUUCUACAGGCACCUGAAGAUGAUCGACGUCGAAGGUAAGAGGUCCUUCACAUCUCAGAACACCAAGGACGAGGACGGCAAGGUAAUUCGGGACCCCACGUUUAUUCGCCAACGGUGGGCACGGUGGUUCCACAANCUUCUCAACACCAAGUCGCCGACCAUCGACCUGCAUGCGGCUGACAAGGUCAAGCAGUGGCCCACGUACGUGCCACUCGACGACAUCCCAUCUCUACCUGAGGUUGAGGAAGCGGUACGGGAAAUGGCCAAUAGAAAGGCCGUCGGGCCGGACGACCUACCGGCUGAGCUGAUCACGCUUUUCCUGGACGGAGAUCAAGGUCUCCUCCGCGAGUUCCACGCCAUUGUCGUGGACGUGUGGCUGACGGGGGGCAUGCUGGCGGUCAUUCGCCACUUCCACGAGGGCAUGAGGGCGCGGGUCCGAACGGACGACGGGCAGUACUCGGAAUGGUUCCACGUGGGCCGAGGCCUCCGACAGGGAUGCAACCUGGCCCCGCUGCUGUUCAACUUGUUCUUUGCCGCGAUGCUCAUGUUCGCCGUGGUCGAGUUCGACAAGGAUCCCAAGGUGACGGACAUGGUCAAGAUCGGGGCACAAGUGGAGUAAACGGGCAAGAAGGGCAGGUCUGCGGGGAAGAAGACGACGGCGGUGACGGACGCGGAGGCCUUGUGGGCCAUGCUCUACGCUGACGACGCGGCC
This is a messenger RNA of Ectocarpus sp. CCAP 1310/34, 934 nucleotides long. Lineage: Eukaryota; Phaeophyceae; Ectocarpales; Ectocarpaceae. The record is from the annotation of a GenBank genome assembly.